GGACCCACUGGGUGCUGGAGAGCUUGGCUUACUGUGCGUUACGCAACAAGACGAGCCCAUUCUACUUUUUUGGAUCCGGCUCAGACAUGGGGAUGCACGGUUCCAAGCCUCGGAGGCAAGCACAGGUCCUGAUGCUGGGCCUGGACGAAUCCGGGAAGAGCACUUUGCUCUACAAACUCAAGUACAAUGAAAGGGUGGUGACGGUGCCCACCGUUGGCUUCAACGUGGAGACGCUGGAGACGGACAGGAGCAGCCCGGGUCUCACCGUCUGGGAUGUGGGCGGCCAGAAGAAGAUGAGGCCUCACUGGAAGCAUCACUACGCCGACACGGCCGGGCUGGUGUUUGUGGUGGACAGCGCGGACCCCGGGAGGCUGGAGGAGGCACGCAAAGAGCUCCAUUGGGUGUUGACGUAUGAGAGCCUGAAAGGCGUUCCUCUGAUUGUCCUCUCCAACAAACAGGAUCUGCGCGGGGCUCUGAGUCCCGAAGCGGUCUGCCAGAUGCUGGACCUGAGGCGAGUGUGUGAGGGCAGCAGGCCGUGGUUCAUCCAGCCCUGCUCGGGCAUCACGGGCACAGGGCUGGAGGAAGGUUUCAGGAGGAUGGUGUACCUGAUGAAGACCCCGCUUAGACAGACACAAGAGGACAUCCAGGUCAAGAUGAAGUCAAAGGGCUUCAGGAUCACGGCCUUGUUAUGCGGCUGAUUUCUCGUGGCGAGAGAAGUGCUUAUAUAAUGAUUAAUCCAAUCACAUGUUGAGUUCAUUCUUAUCUGGCUGCCUCAUAGGUAUAAUCAAAUUAAAGUGUGGCAUUUAAAGAUGGAUUAUCUCAACAGAGCGGACAAUGCAUACUGUGACAGGAAGUCUUGUUUUUUCUUGAAUAAUAGGCUGUGACAAGAGUCCACGAAAAGUCAAAGGGUGACAACACUUGUGUGUCAUGAGAAUACUGUUGGAAUUGGAAAAAUGCUAAACGUGUUACACAAAAACAUUCCUGAAUGUUUAGAUUGUAAUGUAUAAAUCCAGAUUAUGCUUUACAGUACUGUACAUCUAUUUGGAAGGACAGACUCUCAAAAAGACAAAGUGUGCAUACAAUUUAUCGAUAAUUUUGACACUAACUUGGCUGCUUUAUUUGUUUUAACAAUGAAACAAAUUUUGUUGUACAUAUUUUUUUCAUCUUUUUCCUUUAUUUUAAAACUAGAAAUAUUCUGGAAUAAAAUGAGGAUUUAAAAAAAUAAUAAUUUCCAUUUAAUGUAGCAGUAUGUAAAUACAAACACAAUCAUUUGAAUAUGAUUUGUGCAUACAAUUUAUCGAUAAUUUUGAC
Phyllopteryx taeniolatus (common seadragon) is the source of this 1311-nucleotide messenger RNA. Its product is annotated as ADP-ribosylation factor-like protein 14. Gene Ontology annotation, cellular component: cytoplasm. The transcript is spliced from 2 exons. The record is from RefSeq and is a predicted model, not a curated record. The coding region runs from base 87 to 698 and encodes 203 amino acids. Gene Ontology annotation, biological process: intracellular protein transport; vesicle-mediated transport. Lineage: Eukaryota; Metazoa; Chordata; Actinopteri; Syngnathiformes; Syngnathidae. Gene Ontology annotation, molecular function: GTPase activity; GTP binding.